UUCCAAAUUAAUUGUCGAUUAUCAAUUGCUAUUGUGCCAAUAAAUAAACUUAAAGUAGAUCAACGAGUUAUUAUGUGCAAGAUUGCAUGCAAUGAUCCAAGAUGUGCCCUUUAUGCUGGACCAGUUAUCCAUGAAAACGUUUGCAAUCCUUCAAUAGUUCAAGUUGAAGUGGAUUUCGCUGAAUGUUGUAACGCAGAAGUUGAAAGAAAAGUUAAAAAUGUCAAACUAGGUCCGAUUCACAUUCGAUCUUACAACUUUUGUCCCCCAAUAAUGACAUCAGCUAAUGUAGGAAUUAUUGAUCCACCUCAGCCACCUUCUUGCUUUUAA
This is a messenger RNA of Clunio marinus, 327 nucleotides long. The record is from the annotation of a GenBank genome assembly. NCBI's taxonomy places the organism in Eukaryota, Metazoa, Arthropoda, Insecta, Diptera, Chironomidae.